Molecule: messenger RNA, 573 nt
Organism: Puccinia graminis f. sp. tritici CRL 75-36-700-3
Lineage: Eukaryota; Fungi; Basidiomycota; Pucciniomycetes; Pucciniales; Pucciniaceae
Exons: 2
Coding region: 1-573 (190 amino acids)
Source: RefSeq, a predicted model, not a curated record
AUGGCCUGUAGGUCGUUGAGGGGUCAGGGGGUUCUCCGGGGCCUCGGGCGACGAUCGGGACCGUCUAACGGUCUUUCCGAUUGCUUAGAGCCUCUGGAUGUAAACAGACGGUCCUGGGGCCGGUCCGAACAAAAUCCGAUGGCCUGGCGGGUUGUAGAGUCAAUCGGACGGUCUGAGGGCCGUACCGAGCUGGAUCCAAGGAUCUGGGGACCGUUCCGAACGGUUUCCGAGGAUCCGUCGGGAUCUAAAGGUCUAGGGGGGUGUAGUUCGUCGAAGGACGGUCUUAGGGCCGUUCCGAGUGGGAUCCGAGGAUCUGGGGGCCGCUCCGAGGCUAGCAAUCGGUUUCCGAGGGUCCGUAGCGGCCUAAGGGGCCGUUUGCAGCGAUCCGGUGUAAAGCCCGACGAUCCGAAGAUGAACGGCGACCAAGGGGUUUCCUGGGGGUCUAGAGACUUCCUGGGGUUUCCUGUGGGUACAGGGAAAGAGGGAGAGUUGCAGGGGAAUUGCAAGAUGAGGAAUGUACAAGGUUCGGAUCUCGGACGAACUCCAAGUUCAAAGUUUGUGACAUGUACGUAA